Molecule: messenger RNA, 8696 nt
Organism: Anguilla anguilla (European eel)
Lineage: Eukaryota; Metazoa; Chordata; Actinopteri; Anguilliformes; Anguillidae
Product: A disintegrin and metalloproteinase with thrombospondin motifs 8-like
Exons: 9
Coding region: 354-3236 (960 amino acids)
Biological process (GO): extracellular matrix organization; proteolysis
Molecular function (GO): metalloendopeptidase activity; zinc ion binding
Source: RefSeq, a predicted model, not a curated record
AAAUAAACUUUUUAAGAAGGGGAACGUAUAAAUACGACCGCGACGCACACCCUUCACUGACACAAUCCAGGCGAACAUGUGUUAGCUCAUAUAGACUAACUGCUACAACACUGUAUUAGCUUUAGUACAACUAGCAGAAUCAAACUGAAACCAAUUUGGAUGUUUAAAUCAAGAGCCGUUCAAUUAAGAAACUUAACUUUCGUUGCAUUUUUACAAAGCUAUUAUGGACGUUCUGUAUACAAGUAGACACUGCUUGCAUUCACUUAGAUUAUUUUAUAGGCUGCAUUGAGGUCACACUUAAUUAUUUCCAGAAAUAAGACAUUACUCAUUUGUGUAUUGUCUUCUCUUUUAAAAUGUGUUCAGCGUUACAUAUAACUUUGUUAACUUUGUCAAUAUACAGCAUUGCUCUUUCUGAGUUGCUAGAAUCCGAAGACAUUAUACCUAUCAAGGUGACCAGUCGAAGAAUCAGCGGUCGUCCGUGGAAAAGGAACGAGGAACUCAGUUUCAGACUUACUGCGUUUGGUAAAGACUUUACGCUUCACUUGACUCCGGAUGACAGGUUCCUAGCUCCGACCAUUAGGGUCCAGCGCAUCAAAUCGAAACGUCUUUCUUCGCUAUUAGACGUAUUUGACAUAAGGGAGAAGGGGACACCAUCUGACAUUGUUAACAGCAGCAACGACGUUAACCGCACCGAGGACAUUGAAGCAGAUCUGAAAACUUGUUUUUAUUCGGGAACCGUAGAUUUUAAGCAAGACUCUUUAGUUGCUGUCAGUCUGUGUCAUGGAAUCCAAGGAUCGUUCCUAACAGACGGAGAUGAAUAUCUGAUUGAGCCUAAAAGGUCUGGAACUGGCAAACUAAAGCAAACCACCAAGCAGCUGCACGUUAUUAAAAGAAGAGUUUCCAUCGACACGCGUAGGGCUGAAUCUACAUUCGACCAAUUGAAGGAUGACAGUCACAGGAAAUCAGAAGGAAGCACAUUAUCCUUCGGUGAGAUGGGUGGUCAAACACGGAAUAGGAAGAAACGUUUUGUUUCUGCAGCAAGAUAUGUUGAGACGUUGGUGGUGGCAGACUCCUCAAUGACACGAUUCUAUGGGGACGAGAUAAAGCACUACAUCCUGACCUUGGUCGCCAUGGCAGCACAGAUCUACAAGCACCCUAGCCUGAGGAACUCAGUCAGCAUGGUGGUGGUUAAAAUAUUGGUGGUAGAGGAUGAGGAUGUGGGACCAGAGGUCUCCAGCAACGGAGGUGUGACUCUACGCAACUUCUGCACCUGGCAACAGCUCUUCAACCCUUCCAGUCACCGGCACCCGGAGCACUACGACACAGCCAUCCUCUUCACCAGACAGGACAUCUGUGGACAUCAGAGUUGUGACACUUUGGGGGUCGCUGAUGUGGGCACCAUGUGCGACCCCAAAAGGAGCUGUUCUGUCAUUGAAGACAACGGUCUCCAAGCUGCCUUCACCAUGGCCCAUGAGCUCGUGACAGCAGCGGUGUCUCUCCGCACAGGCCAUGUGCUCAGCAUGCCACACGAUGACUCCAAGAUCUGCGAAAGGAUGUUCGGGCACCUGGGAGGACACCACCUGAUGGCCCCCCUCUUUGUUCACCUGAAUAAGACCCUGCCCUGGUCCCCAUGCAGUGCCCUGUAUAUCACCGAGUUCUUUGAUAGCGGACAUGGGGACUGCCUAUUGGAUGUGCCGGGCGAGACUGUGCCUUUGCCUGCUGAGUUGCCCAGCCGAACUUUCAGCCUGGAUGUCCAGUGCCAGCAGGUGUUUGGGGAGGAGCUUGUGCACUGCCCCAACACCUCGGACACGGACGUGUGCAGCAAGCUCUGGUGCAGGGAGAGGGGGCAGCAGCAGUGCAUCACCAAGAACGCCAGCCUGCCCUGGGCCGACGGCACGCCGUGCGGCGCCAGCGGGACCUGCCUGAACGCCGUCUGCGUGGGACCUGAGGAGGUCCCGCAACCCAAGGAAGUUGUGGAUGGAGGAUGGGGGCCAUGGGGGCCUUGGGGAGAGUGUUCCAGAACAUGUGGUGGUGGAGUGGAGUUCUCCCACCGGGAGUGCACCCACCCCGAGCCCCAGAAUGGGGGGAGAUACUGCGAAGGACAGAGAGUCAAGUACCAAUCCUGCAACACUCGCCCCUGUGAGAACAGUAACGGAAAAAGCUUCAGAGAAGAGCAGUGUGAGAAGUAUAACACUGUGGAUAACCUGGAUAUCCAUGGCAACGUCAAGCACUGGAUUCCGAAGUAUGCUGGUGUGGCCCCUAGGGACCGGUGCAAACUCUUCUGCAGAGUAAAAGGGGGCAGUGAGUUCAAAGUCUUUGAAUCAAAGGUAAUCGAUGGUACCACGUGUGGCCCCGACACCACGUCUGUCUGUGUCCAGGGCCAGUGUGUGAAAGCGGGCUGUGAUCAGGUGAUUGGGUCCAACCAAAAACUGGACAAGUGUGGUGUGUGUGGAGGGAAUGGUUCCAGCUGUAGGAAGGUCACUGGCUCCAUGAACAAAGCCAUGUAUGGCUAUAACGAUGUUGUGACCAUCCCAGCUGGGGCCACCAACAUCGAUGUCAAGCAGCGCAGCCAUCGUGGAGUGAAACACGACGGCAACUACCUGGCUAUCAAGGGAGAGAAAGGCAGCUACAUCCUGAAUGGAAACUUCUCAAUUUCUACGGUGGAGCAGGAUAUUCCAGUCCCAGGAGCCGUGCUGAAGUACAGUGGCUCUUCCACCACCCUGGAGAGGAUCCAGAGCUUCCAGCAACUGAGGGAGGCCGUGACUAUCCAGCUGCUGGCCACAGCAGGAGAUACCAUGCCACCCAAAAUCAAAUACACCUUCUUCAUCCCCAAAGAUGUGUCCUUCAGAAAACAUAGUGAGAAGAAGACCUUCCUGAACGCGAUCCAGCCUUUCGGCACAUCCCAUUGGGUCUUGGGGGAGUGGUCCGACUGCUCGAAGAGCUGCGGUUCCGGUUGGUCCCGGAGGGCCAUUGAAUGCAGAGACAGCGGCGGUUUCCCAUCCUUCCUGUGUGACGAACAGCUGAGGCCCAGCGACAUCAGGCCCUGCGGAGACCUGCCUUGUCCCAUCUGGCAAACGGGGCCCUGGUCCUCCUGCUCUCAGACCUGUGGCCUAGGGCAGCGCCACCGCAGCAUCCACUGCCUCGACUACUCCGGGAAGGUGGUGGAGCCCGAGAGGUGCGACCCUGCCAAGAAACCCAAGCCGGCGUAUACGGAAUGCCUUUACCAAGACUGCUGAGACCUGCACAGAGCCUGCUAAGUACUGAGCCAAAUGUGGUUGAGGGACAGGGGUGGGGAGAAUAAUGGAACGUAAUGUUUAGGAGAGCAUUGGCAUAGAGUGGUGAGAAGAACAAAGGAAUGGAAUUGGGACGGACUAACUCACCUUGACCUGUGCCUGAGACACAGGCAAGGAAAUCUGCAUGAGAAAGAAAAAGUGUAGUAUCUGCACUACCUGGUCUAAGCGAGGUCACAGAGCGUUGGGCCUGUUUGAAAGAUUUUCUUUGUUGUUCUUUAUUCAUUUACUUUAUGCUUUUUCAUAACCACUAUUGAAGUUUCAGCCCAAUAGAUAUCUACCUCAGAGGAUGUGAAAGUUGUAUAUCAUAUGCAUAUAUUUAUAAUAUAAAUUCUUGAUAAACUGUACCAAAGGUUGUUUUUUUUUUUGCACAAAUAAAUGAAAAUGCAUGAAGUUGCAAUGCUCCAAACACACCAUAAUGUAACAGCAAAUGUUUUACAAAUAUCUGCAUUUUUUUUCCAAAUGGAAACUUGAUGCAGGACUUUAUAUUUAUAUAAUUAGAAAGACUGAGUAAAUUGACUUAUUGUAUGCCUUAAAAAAUCUAUUGUUUGCUUAGGCCAUAUACUAUCAUACUAAUGGUGCAGUGUUGGCAGAGUUUGAAAUGUUAUUUGUGCAAAAACAUAAUUUUUGGUGAAUCAUCUUUUUGAUUUUGUUUAUCAAGGGCGUGAAUACAUUUGGAGUAUACAGAAACAUAAAACAGCACUUAGGGUCAAACAAAAAAGAUUAUCAUUCUACAAUUCUUGUCUGCAAUUAUAAAAUGGAGUAGUUUAUUUCUCAGGCAAGAAUACAUUGUGCGUAAUGAUGGGGGGGCUUAGAAAAUGGUUUACAAAUUCAGUGUACGAGUUCAACAUGCCCCAGUUUUGUUGUUCUCAAUGCUAACACCAAUGCUAUCAACAAAAUACUAUUUAUUUCUCUCUGGGAAAGCAUACCCCACUCAAAUGCAAGUGCAUAGGGGAUUAUUUUGCACAAGGUAAAGUACAAUGCGUGUAGUGAGAAUAUGAUCAAUGGUAUUAUGCAGUCAGUGAGCCACAGUAAUCACUAGCUGUUACAUUGCAUCUUACUGAAGCAGAGUACGUUACUACAGUACUUCGCCUGCCUCUGAGGUACACUCUCCACCAGCUGUUUUGCUGAGAUAAACUGUCCCAUGAUUCAUCUGUGGGUAACAUUUAGCUCAUUUUCACCACGCCAUUUUUUUUCAUAAUGUGUCUGGUUUGCACAGGCACAACGUAUUGACUUAAGUCAGUGAUGCAGCACCAGGUUGACGUGCACCACUGGAUCUGGGGGAUUCACUAUACCACUAUGCGUUCAUCAGUGUGAAUGUAAAAGAAUGUUUGGUAACAAAUGCCAAGUACUGUUUGCUGUCAAAUUGCAGAAACGACUGCUUAAGAGGAAGAUGCAAACAAGUCAAUAAUCAUUUUGCUAUUAAGGGCCUGUCAUUCAUUUGAUACUGUAUUUAUUUUUAUUUUUUUCAACAAAAUAGAACCUCUCAUAUGAAAUUGUAUUCCACGGAGUCAAGUUGUCCAUGUUGAACACGCACCAAGUAUUUUCACAGCACUUUGGGAUACAGCAAAAUGUUUAUUGUCUGAUUUUGCACAGAGGUCAUGAGGGUUUGGUUUGCUUGCAGAGUGGGAGUCUGUUAGUCCACACCAAUCUUUCUGCUGACCCUGGACAUUGACAUUCUUAUGGUCUCCUUUAUGUAUAGUUUUUAUUUUAUUUUUUUGUAUUUGUAUUUGUAUUUAUGAUGCUCCAUGGUGUGUAUAUUAGCAAUUAUUUGACUGAGAAAAUAGUUCAGUUGUCUUGGUAGUUAUGAUGGUUGGCUCUUGAUGGAAGGCAGUAGAUAUUUAAGUCUUUAUUUCCAUAGAGAAAGCUAAUAUCAAGACAUUCAUGAGGAGACUAAUUCUCAUUUUUGAGAUAGCAAAAAAUGAGUUUAUAAAGUGCUUUUAAAGAUAACAUUAGCAGUUUCACCACAACUAAAAGUUGCUGUGCACUCUAAGAAAAAAGGAUUGUUUAAAGGGUUCUUUGGUCUGGGUAAUGUUUCAGUGUUGAAGAUGAACCUUUUCCACUUUAGGAACCCUUUGCCAGUAGAAAAGGCCCUCUGCAAUUGGUUCCAUGGAGCUUUCUUUAUUGAAAGUUCCACUGGAGAACCCACUUGAAGUGGUUACACUUUGUAUUGUGAGUUCUGCUUAGAACAUAAGGGUUCUACUUUGUAUUUUGCCACAAAUUAAUUUCAAAUGUGCCCUAUACAUUUUCAUGUAUUAUGGUAAAAUAUAUAGUAAUAAGAUCAUAAAUGUGUUCAUUUCAGAGUAUGCAGCAUUCAUAUUUUUGAUGCUAUGAACUCUCUUCUGACUCUUUUACCAUUAUGAUGGGGUAAAUAGGACAAGCCAUCUAAAUGGCUUAGAAAAGGACUGAAUCUGUAGAAAAUAUUGCAUGUCACAACACUGUUCACCACUGCCUUUGCUUGACUGUAGCACUGAAUGGAAUCUUUCACCAUUUCCCCAGUUAAACAUACUUCAGUUAAUUCAUUUUCAGCAAAUUAAGUUUGCUUAUCUGAUUUCUGAAACAUCAUAUACUUUCAAACUGUGCACACUCAAACAUAGUUAAACUGUCAGAACAAGAUGAUAUUGCUCAUGAAAAGCUUUUACUGUAAAAAUGCGCAAUACAGUAUUUUGAAUAUACAAUUCUGUUUAAAAUGCAAGGGAUUCUGGAAGGAAAAUAACAUCAUGCUGUGUCAAACUAAUGUUUUGUGUUUUAUUUAUAAAUAUAUAAAUACAUUUCCUGUAUUUAACCAAAUAGGACUUACUACAAAGUCCCCAGUCAUCAAAAACAGGAGAUAUCGUGUGACAAAAAUGUAUCUGAUAUCCUGUUAUCUAUUACUAGAUUGUAAAUUGAGGUUUUUUAAAUUAUGUAUUUUCUUAUUAGAAGACUAUAUGUUUUGAUUGCAUUUUGCUUUUGUAUGGGUCUUUUUUUACUAUUAGUGUUCCAUAGAUUAAGCUAUUUAUACAUAUUUUCCAAUGACAAAUUAUUAUUGAUAUAUACAACUGUUACAAUUUGGGACACUCUUUGCAGCCUGAUCUAAAGCUUCAUUUUUCCUCAGCUUAAUAUUUAUGACAAAACAGUGAAUUCGGCAGGGUGUGAACAUUAUGAUUAUCUUUAUAGAUACUGUAGUUGGUAGAUUAGAAAGUAAUUUAAAGAUCCGAAAAAUAUUUCACAUUAUUAUUACUUGGCAAUUUCGCAGUUGCCCAUGUAGGGGAAAUUAUUAUAAGUAUAUGAUACAUGCAUUAAUCCAUCCAUAUAGGGGAAUAGAUUUUAUGAAAAGAGCAUAUGAUGCAUGCAUUAAUAAGAAUAUAGUCAAACGUCAAUUUUGAAAUGAAAAAUGACUAAGUACAGUUACAGUUCUACAGAACAUGUAGGCAGUGCAUAAUAUCACAUCAAAAUAAAAUAUAAGACAUAAAUACAGAGUACGUCCACCAGCCCAACCCCCUUUUACUCAGAUCCACCCUGCACCUCAUAGAUCUCCAAACACUCCUGUAUUUUUUAUUAAUUUAUUUUAUUUAGUUUUAUUUUUGAAUGGGGUGAAAAAUCAAGGACUGGUCCUUACAUUAUGAAUGCAACACUGCAACAAAAUUCUGCUUUUCAAAUAUCUGAAAUCUAGGCCAUGUCAGAAAAAGUUAUGUGGAAAAUGUGAUUUUAGAAUGGACAUUUAUAAGGACUGAAUGUCAGAAGGUGCAUAAAUAAUUAGGUUUGGAAUCAAUUCAGACUUGUAAUAAUGUACACACAGUGGCCAAUUUUGUAGGUACACUAUCGCAAAUAGUCUGCUCCUCCAAACAGAAAAUAGUGACGGUGAAGAGGUUUAGUUGUUGUUCAGCCAAACAUUAUAAUGGACAAGAAUCAUGAUCAAAGUGCCUUUGACCGUGGAAUGAUUGUUGGUGCUGGACGUGGUGGUUCCAGCAUCUCAGAAACAGCUGCCCUGUUGAGAUGCAGUCUCUGGAGUUUACAGAGAAUGGUGCAAUAAACAAAAAACAUCAAAUAAGCGGAAGUUCUGUGGGCAAAAACACUUUGAUAAUGAGAAAGGUCAGAGGAAAAUGGGCAAACUUGUUAGAGCUAGCAGAAGGGCCACAAAUUCUCAAAUUACAGCUGUUUACAACAGUGUUGUGCAGAAGGGCAUCUCUGAAUGUAUAACGUGUUGAACCUUGAAGCGGAUGGGCUGCAGCAGCAGAAGCCCAUGCUGGGUUCCACUCCUGUCAAUGAAAAACAGGAAAAUUAGGCUACAGUGACAAUCAAAGAUUGGAAAAAUGUUGCUUUGUCUGACGAAUCUUGAUUUCUGCUGAGACAUGCGAACGGUAGGAUCAGAAUUUGGCGUAAACCGCAUGGAUCCAUGGAUCCAUCCUGCCAUAUGUCAACGGUGCAAGCUGAUGGCGGUGGCGUAAUGGAAUGGGGAAUGUUUUCUUGGCACGUUUUGAAUGCCACAGCGUACUGAGGCAUUGUUGCUGACCAUGUGCAUCCCUGAGUGGCCACACACUGUUUUUUUUCAAACCGAUACUUCCAGCAGGAUAAUGUAUGAAUCACAAAGUAUCCAUCAUCUCAAGCUGGUUCCAUGAACAGGACUUAAUUUCACUCCAGUGGCCUGCACAGUCCCCAGAUCUCAAUCCGAUUGAGUUCUUUUGGGAUGAGGUGGAACAGGAGGUUCACAGCAUGAAUGCGUGGCCAAAAAAUGUGCAGGGAAUCUGUGUGAUGCUGUUGAGUCAGCAUAGAACAAAAUCCCAAAGGAAUGUUUUCAACAAGAUGCUGGAAACAUUCCUUUGGGAUUUCACGCAGACUGCAGAUUUUUCAGCCACACAUUCAUGCUGGGAACCCCCUGCGAAGGAUCCAGGCUGUUCUUGGGGCAAAGGGGGCUCCCAACUGGUGUUAGAUAGGUGUACCUAAUAAAUUACCUAAUAAAGUGGCCACAUAUACUGAGUGUAUAUAUAGAUUUAACUAUAAAUCCUCUGCUGACAGCUCUGUUCAAUUCCUAUCUAAUGCAAUUCAUAUGUAAUAUACAGGCCUUUUUUGUCUGGUGCUAAGUGUCUAUACUCCUUUCCACCAGUGCAAGGGACUUGGUGAAAGACAUAUACAACAAAACUGAUUAAAUCACACAAAAAAACCUGAGAUUACACAUGUGUUUUCAAAUAUUAGUAGGUUAAUUUCAAAUGUAGACUGUGUAUGUUGUUAUAUUCCUUCAGUGAAGGCCUGUGCUGCCAUAGCUUCCUUGUCAAGCUAUUUAUUUCUGUGAAGUUUCUGUAUCUGGACACUUAAUCACAAUAGAAUUUUUAGAUGCUGCUGUCUUCCAGAAUUAUAAGUGGUUAGUUAUACAUAAAUACUUUGAAUAAAGAUGCAUCUCUUGCCUGAAACUCUCUAAUGUUUUUUUUU